AUGGCGAUGACGAUUUCUUAUGUUGUGGGCGCUUUGCUUUUGCUUGUUCUUGGAUCCUCAGCUUCACUUCAAGAUAAUUCGACGGUUCCACCGCAAGCCAAGAGAAAGAUCUUCGCAGAGUACCUUGGAGCCGAGGGAUACUCUGUGACAUUCGCCAAGGUUCCAAUCGAUGCGGCUAUAGAUUUCUACUUCAUCCUCAGCUUCGCCGUCGAUGCCGACGAAAAUGGCAAGCCGCGAAACGGGAUCUUCAACCAGGUGUGGUCCGAAGAUCUCACUCCAGAGUCUGUCCGGGAGAUCAAAUCCUCGCGAAGCAACGUCAAAGUUCUUAUGAGUUUGGGGGGCUGGAGUGUCUAUACCCGGGCCGGGAAAGAUAAAAUCCUCUUCUGGUAUGAUCCGAAAGAUCCGGAAGCCUGGAUCAAAAAUGCCCACAACUCCAUCGCCAAGAUCGUCCGUACUUACUCGCUUGAUGGGAUCGACAUCGAUUAUGAGAGCUUCCACAGCGAGAACACCACCUUCGCGUAUUGCAUUGGCGAGCUUAUCACCAGGCUCAAAGCUGACAAGAUCAUCACCAUCGCCACCAUCGCACCAUUCGAGAACAUCGAUCCGCAGUACAUCAAACUCUUCCAGAGCUACAACUCCACGAUCGAUUAUGUCAACUAUCAGUUCUAUACGACCAGGAAUGCGCCCUCGGUGGACAAGUUCGUGGCCAACUACAACCGGAAAGCGGAGAUCUUCGGCGUGGACAAGACGCUGGUGAGUCUCCAGGUGCGCGAUCGAGGCAUCCAGGGGGAUGAUUUCUUUGCGGGAGUUCACAGGAUCAUCAAUGAAACGAGUGGAAGAUUGCCCGGGAUCAUGAUGUGGAGCCUCGACAUGGCGGGCUUGUCUUUGAUGCUCUACCGGAGGAUCGCUUGGCGCAACCAUUGCUGUUUUCCUGGCGAUGGAGAUCGCAUCUUGCAAGAGGAGCGCAAGUGGCUCGAUCUCUUCCGGAAUCCAGGAGUGUGGCGGGACAACAGAGCUAAGAAAGAUUGGCAAAAUCUUCCAGAUUUCAAGAAUGUGGAGACUGGGGAGAGUUUGUGGAUUGGAUCGCUCUACUGCCCUCGAUGGGUUCAAUCCAGGCUCGGCGAAAACUCCCUGGCACAGCACAGUUUCGCGACCACGACGAGUUUUAGCUCUCAAGAACAGGAAGAACGUCGCAUUUCCAGGUUGCUAUCCUCGCUAAGAUCUUGUAGCGCUUCCAGGGAUGUAGUGACUGGUAAGAAGCUCCAUUUGGAGGCGAUCGAGAGUGGGCUUGCCUCCAACGCUUACGUCGCCAGCAGCUUGAUCAGUAUGUACUCCAAGUGUGGGAGUUUGGAUGACGCUCGAGAAGUGUUUGAAGGGACGGGAACGAGUUCUUCUCUUCGUAGCACAGCUUGUUGGAACGCUUUGCUACUCGGCUAUGCCACUCACGGAGAGGAAAAAAUGGUUUUGGAGCUCUUCGGCAGUAUGCUCGAUCAGCAAGGCUGCGUUUCAGAUUCUCGGACUUUUCUCGCGGUGAUCAUGGCUUUGGCUAGUUCGGCAAGCAAAGAGCAAGGCCUGGAAGUCGACGAUAAGUUUGUCAAGCUCGGUUGCCUGGAAAAAGGGAUGGAAAUACACUCAAAGUUCUUGAGAAGCAGCAACUGCGAUGAAGACGACGACGACGACAUCUUUCUCGAGAACAGCCUGGUCGACUUCUAUGCCAAGUGUGGAAGUUUACGGGACUCGAGAGCGGUGUUUGACAGGAUGAAGCAGCACUCAGUGGUCUCCUGGACGUCGCUCAUACUUGGCUGUGUGGAAAAUGGAGAGGCCGAGCUCGGGCUAGAUCUGUUUGCGAGAAUGGUAGCUCUCAGAGGCUGUGAUCCUGAUGCCAGAGCAUUUGUCGCGGCGAUCACGGCAGCUACGAGUUUAGCAGCGAGAGAAGAAUCGGAUAAAAAGCUCCAGUGGCUCGAGCGAGGAAGAUCGCUCCACAGCGAGGUAGCCAAGAACUUACACGACUCAAACAUCUACGUAGCAAACGCUAUGAUCGGUAUGUACUCCACUUGUGGAAGCUUGAUGGAUGCUAAGGCAGUGUUUGACAGCAUGAACCAGCGAGACGCCGUGUCCUGGACGAGUAUGAUCCUGGGCUACACGGAAAACGGCGAAAGCGAGCGCGCUUUGGAGCUCUACUCGCAAAUGGAGUGCUCGCGAGACGCUCGAACUUACGCCGCUGCAUCGAUGGCCUGCACAAGCUUGGCUGCCGACGAAGAUGGCGUUGGAGUUUUUGGAAAGAUCGUCAAAGCCAAGUGCCUGGAAAGAGCCGGUGCUUUGAUGGAUAUGUACGCAAAGUGUGGGAGCAUGGUUGAUGCUCGAGCGGUGUUUGACAGGAUGGUAAGGCAUAGCUUGAUCUCGUGGAACUCACUGCUACUUGGCUACGCAGGAAAUGGAGAAGCCGAGCUCGCACUGGAGCUCUUUGCAGCCCUCCAAGAGCUGCUAGAGUUAAAUCCAAUCCCCGGAAGAACACUUGGAGCUGCGCUGGUAGCUUGCGGGAAGCUAGCAUCGCUCGAGACCGGCAGAGAAAUCCACGCACGGAUUUGCAGGCAGGGCCUCGAGAGUGACAAGUUCCUCGCAAACUCGCUGGUGGAUUUCUACGCGAAGUCCGGGAACUUGGCCGCUGCUCAGGAAGUUUUCGACUCGAUCAUCACUAACAGCAGCGGCGGCAGUAGCUCUGUCAAGAUUUGGAGCGCUUUGAUCGCUGGCUAUGCGUCACAGGGAUUCACAGAUCGUGUUGUGGAGAAUUUGGAGAGGAUGCGUGAGAGUGGAGUGGAGCCAGACGGUGUUACGUUGCUCUCGGUUCUCACAGCGUGUAGCCAUGCGGGCGAGGUGGCCAGUGGAAGGAAAUAUUUCCAGGAAAUGGUGGCGAGGUAUGGGAUCAAGGCUGGGAGAGAGCACUACCAUUGUAUGGUGGAUAUGCUGGGGAGGGCGAAUGAGCUGGAUGCUGCCGUGGCAAUGGUGAAGUCUAUGCCAUUGGAGCCAACCGUGGUUACGUGGACUUCUCUUUUGGCUGCAUGUCACAAGUGGCAGAAUGUGGAAAUUGGGAGGUUUGCUUUUGAAUCUCUGCUGAGGGUAGAUGAGAAGAAAGCUACAAGCUACAUUCUCAUGGCAAAUAUAUUCACUAAAGUAGAGGGUAGUUUAGGGUUAAACAUAUUAAAUUAACCCUUUUAGAAUGGCCUUCUGCU
Molecule: messenger RNA, 3230 nt
Organism: Selaginella moellendorffii
Lineage: Eukaryota; Viridiplantae; Streptophyta; Lycopodiopsida; Selaginellales; Selaginellaceae
Product: pentatricopeptide repeat-containing protein At2g13600
Exons: 5
Coding region: 1-3207 (1068 amino acids)
Biological process (GO): carbohydrate metabolic process; RNA modification
Molecular function (GO): hydrolase activity, hydrolyzing O-glycosyl compounds; RNA binding; protein binding
Source: RefSeq, a predicted model, not a curated record